GACUAGAUACCUUGAAACCGUCAGCUCUGGCUUCUCCAGAAGAGGAACCCCACUGAAGAGAAGGACUUCACUGAGCAUGCCAGGACAGAUGCUUCCCUUGCACUUUUCCAGAGCUAGACUUCUCCAAGUCUAGAAAGGAUGGUGUCUUUUAUAUAGGUCACAGAACCUUGGCGCGGCGCUCUCUGGGAGUCAGCAGCGCCCGGCGCUGGGUUUCUCCUUACACCUGUAGGAUUCUCCUCGGUCACAAUCACUCAUUCGAUCCCACACUUGUCAUCUCACGGCGAAUGGACGAAAAUCAUCACAAUUAUCCACGCUAUGAAGAGCCCUUGGAGGAGGGAUUACUACUCAAGUGCAGGGAGGCAGACAAGGACCUCUUCUCGUCGUUCCAUCUUCCCCGGCCUUUUCUGAUACGGAAUAUUUGGAGGAAUGGGAGGUACGGCGGUGGACAUGAACGUAAAGAGCCUUUUCCUGGUAGGAACACAAAUCUUGUAGGUCUGUGUUUCCGGAAGCACCCUCUUGGGGAGGGGACUGACUUCCGGCUCUGACUUCCCUGUCUUCCGAGUUUCGAGCUCCACCGCUUCCGCCCACAGUUACCCUGGGCUCCGGCUCCCAGCAGCUACUUCCGCCAGGAGUCCCUAGCAGCUCGGUGCUGGAAACUGGCCCCAAAGCGGCCUCCUCUUUCUCCCUUCAGGCUGCCCAGCAGAGGCCGGGUCCCCAGGUGGCGGCGGCGGCUGCUGGGCCUGUCGCGGAGCGUUCUCUUCGCCCGAGACCUGGGCCUGGGGGCACCGGGAGUGCGAGAGGGACGCCCGGGCCUGGCCCAGCCCCAGCCCUGGCUUCCCGCGGCCAGUGAUUGUGACCGCAGGCCUCGCCGCGCCCGCCCGAGCCUGGGGCGGGGCCCGGCCUCCCCGCCCCUGCCCCGCCCCUCCGGUCGGCCGGGAGCCGGGUCAUUCUCCUCCCCAGCCCUGCGGCGGCGUGACCGCCUCGGACCUCCGGGCCUCCGCAGUCCCGUGGCUCCGGCCGCGGGGGAACAUGGAGUUUGCGGAGCUGAUUAAGACCCCACGGGUGGACAAUGUGGUGCUGCACCGGCCUUUCUAUCCCGCCGUCGAAGGGACCUUGUGUCUGACUGGUCACCACCUGAUCCUGUCCUCCCGGCAGGACAACACGGAGGAGCUGUGGCUCCUCCAUUCAAACAUCGACGCCAUCGACAAGCGGUUUGUAGGACCACUGGGUACCAUCAUCAUAAAAUGUAAAGAUUUUCGAAUAAUUCAGUUGGAUAUUCCUGGAAUGGAAGAAUGUUUGAAUAUAGCCAGUUCCAUUGAGGCAUUGUCUACCCUGGACUCUAUCACUCUGAUGUACCCUUUCUUUUACCGGCCCAUGUUUGAAGUGAUAGAAGAUGGCUGGCAUUCUUUCCUUCCUGAGCAAGAGUUUGAACUCUACUCUUCAGCUACCAGUGAAUGGAGGUUAAGCUAUGUCAAUAAGGAAUUUGCCGUCUGCCCUUCUUACCCGCCAAUUGUCAUAGUUCCCAGAUCCAUUGAUGAUGAAGCUCUUCGAAAGGUAGCUAUGUUUCGACAUGGAGGACGCUUCCCAGUACUCAGCUAUUAUCAUAAAAAAAAUGGAAUGGUAAUCAUGCGAAGUGGUCAGCCACUCACUGGCACAAAUGGGAGAAGGUGCAAAGAAGAUGAAAAGCUGAUAAAUGCUACCCUCAGGGCAGGAAAACGAGGCUACAUCAUUGACACCCGAUCUUUAAAUGUAGCUCAGCAAGCUAGAGCCAAAGGCGGCGGCUUUGAACAAGAAGCUCAUUAUCCCCAGUGGAGGCGGAUUCAUAAGUCCAUUGAGAGGUAUCACAUUCUUCAGGAGAGCUUAAUCAAACUCGUGGAAGCUUGUAAUGACCAAACACAUAACAUGGACCGAUGGCUCGGUAGAUUGGAGGCUUCGAACUGGCUGACACACAUCAAAGAGAUUCUUACAACUGCUUGUCUAGCAGCUCAGUGUAUCGACAGGGAAGGGGCAUCCAUAUUGAUCCAUGGAACAGAAGGAACUGAUUCCACACUUCAGGUUACCUCCCUGGCCCAGAUCAUCUUGGAACCAAGAAGCAGGACCAUCCGUGGUUUUGAGGCCCUGAUAGAAAGAGAGUGGCUACAGGCUGGCCACCCAUUCCAACAGCGCUGUGCACAGUCAGCCUAUUGUAAUAGUAAGCAGAAGUGGGAGUCACCCGUAUUUCUUCUCUUCUUGGACUGUGUGUGGCAGAUACUUCGUCAGUUUCCUUGUUCUUUUGAAUUUAAUGAGAAUUUCCUCAUCAUGCUCUUUGAGCAUGCAUAUGCCUCACAGUUUGGAACAUUCCUGGGCAACAAUGAAAGUGAAAGAUGUAAGUUGAAGCUGCAGCAGAAAACGAUGUCUCUGUGGUCCUGGGUCAAUCGGCCCAGUGAACUGAGGAAGUUCACCAAUCCUCUCUUUGAAGCCAACAAUCUUGUCAUCUGGCCUUCAGUUGCUCCACAGAGUCUUCAGCUAUGGGAAGGUAUUUUCCUCCGUUGGAACAGAUCCUCCAAGUAUUUGGAUGAAGCAUAUGAAGAAAUGGUUAACAUCAUUGAAUAUAACAAGGAAUUACAAGCAAAAGUAAAUGUACUUAGGAGGCAGUUGGCAGAACUGGAAACUGAGGAUGGGAUGCAGGAGAGUCCCUGAAAAAUCUCCCCACAACCUACAUAAAUAAGGACCUUCCUGGAACUGAAUCCCAUCUGUCUCUCUCCUUUGGCCCUUCAGUUCACUUUUACACAGUAGCCUUGAACCUAAGGCUUUAGAUGUGAGAACCCUCUAAUGUAGUGGACUUCUCAAUACUUUACGAAUGAAACUUACUGUAAUUACUCAUGUUUCAUGUGGCCUUUUAGGCCUUUUUACUUUGGGAGCAGAAAGGAGGUGCUAGUCAUUUUAUUUUAUGUGAAACAGGUGACCUAUUUAAUGCCAUUUGUGUUAUAUGCCAUUUAAUCUAAAAUUUUUUCUGUGUCUACUUUCCAAACAGUGCUCCAGACCAGUCAAGGAUAUGAUUAAUCUCUUUAGGGAAUAUGUGUUAGUUUUAAAAAAGAUCAGACUUUAAACACUCCAAACACAGAAAUAUUUUUCAAAACUGAAAUGGUUGUUAAACCAAGAAUUUUGUGAUUAACAUGCUGUUUCCAAUACCUUUACCCUUCUCUUUAAAAUAGCUUUGGAUUAACAAAGCUGAAUUCAUUCUCAUUCUGGUUUGUUAAGAAAGGAAAAUCUGAAUAUUUAUUCAAGGUAAAUAUUUUUACAAGGGUUAUAGGUAUAAUCCUUUGAUAUUUAGAUUAAGAAGUAAAUUUUAACAGUAGACAGUAGAAGUAUGUGCAAUAUAGAAAUAAAGUAGGAAUUUGUUACUGAUAUGGUAUCGUUACUGUUGAAUUGGUUUUUCAGGUUUUUUGACCAUACAUAUUAAAUGCAUAUCAAAUGCUGGAUAUCCCAUUAAACCAUUAUUUAGGUAGACGUUUGUUAUAAUUAAGCUACAAAUAUGGUUUCCUUAAACCAGAAGUGCACUGCCCUUGUCUGAAGUUCUUACUGCACUGUUUCAUGUAUGUAUGUGUGUUAAGUUUUAUUGUGUUUUGUUUUAUUUUUAAGUAUUCUGAGAGUUUACUAAUACUAAGCUUAAACCUUUCACGUUGGCUUGAGCCUUUUGAAAAUUUACCUUGACUGCUGAUUUGUUCAUUAUAUGUUAGGCAAAUCUAAUUGAAGUGGGAGGUGAAAGUUGAUGAACAUGACACAGCUGUGUUUUAAACUGCAGAAACAGAUUGAAAUGUUUCAAUGUUAUGACUGUAUUUAUGCUAUGCUAGUUUAUUCCUGCUACUGUAAAAGUUUGUGGUUCAGUGCUUUCUAUAUACAUUUCUGUUUUGUGGCACUGUUCAUUUUAAUAAAUACUGUCAAUUCUAGUUUUCCAUUAAAAGGAUAGUUGAAGAGUAAACGAUUAAUAACCAUUUCCACCCCCUCUGUAUAUAACCAUUUCAGUGUAAAGCACACCAAAACUGAACCCUGCUUUAGAGCUAUGUAUUGAGCUAAAAAUAUAAUUUUAAAAAAUAUCUAGUCUAGCAUAAUCAAUAGCCACAUUCAGACGCCUUAGAAAACAGCAAAUACUUUCUAUCUCCAGUUUCCCAAACUUCAUCUUUUUUCUGUUUCCUUGGACUGGUAGCAAAAGGCUUGGACAACAGCAACAGAUAUCAGAACUCUCCUUUGGUAUAUUUGCCUGCCUUCUCCUCUAAGCUCAGAUUUAUUCUUGACUUAUUUUCUUGGCUAUAGUCAUGAGUCUUCAGGCAUUAAAGCCCUCACAAAAAGGCUACAGCAAGGAGCAAAGGAGACCUUGCUAUCAAUAUCUCCAUGUUGUGUGAAAUGUUUAUGUUAAUCUUUUAGAAGAGGAAAUACUCCAGCUUUUUUAUCACCCCUGAAAAUUACUUGCUGUGUUUGUUCAUGCAGCUGAUCUUUUUGUUUGCUCCUGUUUUUGUCUCAAGAGUAGAUCUGAAGGAGCUCUUCUCAGUUCACGGACCCAUAAGGAAAACCAUUUAGAGUUUUGUUUUGAUGUUGUUGUUUUUAGUGAUUCUUUAGAAGUGACUCCCACUGGUGACACUGAUUAGCCAUAUGGCUUCUGUGGGUGGAAGCUUUUAUUAGGCUUGGUCAUGGAGAAAGUGUAUGCCAUCAAUUUAUACCUGUCUUCCUGAUGAACAUUUUAUGUGUGAGACAUAGUCCAAUAAUAGCAUAGUGUUUCUUUUUCUUUCUUUUAUUGAGGCAGUGAUCUUAAGCUAUUUGGACAAGUUUGCAUUUUAGUAUUAAUUUAUAAUUAGGGAUUGUGCAAACCUCAGUUCUGUUUAUAGGUCAUAAAAAACAAUCUUUGUUAUCAGUGUAUUUUCAAAGGGGACAUCUAAUAAUGCAAAUAUUAGGGUUUUCCCAAACUCAAGAACUGUGUCAGAGGUGCAUUAUCAAUAUAAUUUAAAGAGGGAUUUUAGUAAUAUUAUGAAGUUACCCAUUCCUUGGAUAAGAAGAAUACAUACAGUGGAUAUACUCAUGAGAAGAUACUUGUUAAACUUUAAGUUUGGAGAAUCAUCUUUGAUAAAGGUGGCUUUAAAAACUUGAAUGAAGAGAGUGGUGGCAGAAUUAGUGAGCAAGCGAAUUACCCCGUAGGAGCCAAUAAUAACCAAGUGAGAUAAAAUCAAGUUUAUAUAUAUUAAGCAUCUUAUGUAUUCAUUUAUAGUAAAGGCUGGUUUACAUUUUGGGGAUGCAAAAGUAGGUCCUACAGAGAAUAUUCUAAAAAUACAAAAGAUUGCUACAGUCUUCUAUCGGCAGUACAAGGAUCCUUAGAUUUUAAAUUAACAAUUUUUUUUUUAGAAACCACAAGAACAUAGUUGGUUGAUUAUAUUAAGAUUUUGAAACUCUUUGGGUGGUAAAACUUUUCAGUAAUUGGUCAAAUUUUUUCAUUCUGGUUUUAUUAAAUAGAAAGAAAACAGCAGAAAGUUAUAAAAUCUAAUAGAAUUAAAACAACCUAUAAAUAUAUUUUGUUUCUGAGAAAAAUUAGGCCUUUGAAACAAGAUUUUAAAGUGAUUUUUGGGAAAACUUUGGAAGACAAUAGUCAUUUCAGAUCCCAUAUGGGUAAUUUAAAAGCUUUUCUUUGAACUCUGAGGCCUGAUUUACAGAGGUGAUAUGUCAUUACUUUUCAUUUUAAAGGAUGAAAUUUAGUGAUAUUUUAGUUUUUGAGUAUUUAUAUUAAAUUUAAAAAUCAGUAUCAUGGGAAAGAUCUGAUCAGUAGUUUGUCUCUUGAAGUGAAAAAUAGAAGGAACAUUUUGCUGUACUUAAAAAAAAAAAAAUCUGCGGGGUGCCUGGGUGGCUCAGGUCAUGAUCCCAAGGGUCCUGGGAUCGAGCCCCACGUCAGGCUCCCUGCUCAGCGGGGAGCCUGCUUUUCCCUCUCCCUGCUGCUCAUGCUAUCUCUCUCGCUCCUGCAAAUAAAUAAAUAAAUAAAUAAAUAAAUAAAUAAAUAAAUAAAAAUAAUUUUUUUUUAAGAUUUAUUUAUUUAUUUGAGACAGAGAGAAUGAGAGAGAGCAUGAGAGGGAGGAGGGUCAGAGGGAGAAGCAGACUCCCUGCCGAGCAGGGAGCCCGAUGUGGGACUCAAUCCCGGGACUCCAGGAUCACAACCUGAGCCGAAGGCAGUCGCUCAACCAACUGAGCCACCUAGGCGCCCCAAUAAAAAUAAUUUUUAAAAAAUUUAAAAUCUGCUUAGUAGAGAUGUGACUCUUGUGGUUAAUCUGGUUUCAGAGUUAGCUGUUUUAAUUGGCAGCCUUAACCAGUUCAUCUGGUUCACUUAUUAUCAGACCCCAACCUGAGGCAAAAUUUUGGUAACUACAAGAGGUUAUCAUGAGCACCUUUUAUGAGAAAGUUAUUUCCUGGACCAAAAAAAGGGCAAAUUUUAGAAUUUGCCCCUGUUCUGGCAGCUUUGAAACUUCCCAGAGAAUGAAAUCAGUCAGUACAUCUGGUACAGGUUUAUUAUAGCUCAAGACAACAUAGAUUAGUUAUUUAUUAUUCUUUAAUGUGGGUUAGAUCUUUUCCCCCUCCAGAGCUGAUACCCUAAGUUAUUACCAGAUAGUAUUUUUAUGUACUUCACCAUCUUAACAAAAAACAUUUAAAGACUGAUUUCUCCAUUAAUAUUUAUUCUCAGAUGAUACGAAGUGCUAAUUUUCUUAUCGUAUCAGUUUUCUGGUUUUUUCUCUUAAGUAAACUAUUUCUCCCAUCACUCAGUCUUUAUAUCAUGUCCACAGCAUCUUCUUCCUUUAAACCAGUAGCUCAGAUGAGACCCCAUGAAACUGUAGGAUGAGGUUCUGGAAGGUUUGAACUUCUUAUCUAAAUUCCCCUUAAGAAAGUCCUAUUUUUGAACUCGUUGUGGAACUGUAGUUUGUGCUUAGUUCAGUGAAAGAUAGUGGGGCUCACUGUAGACACUACAUUGUCCUAAAAAAUAAUUCCUGAUGAGAGCUUCCUGAUGUUUAGAACCAUUCUGUUUUAACCACCUGUGAGUAUACAGAUUAACUGUAUUGGUAAUUUGUAAUAAAAACUUGUGCAACACUGCCUGUGUCUCUGCCCAAGACAUUUUCCAUUUCCUUCACUUUUAAAAUGCACAUAUCUUUGGAGACGUGGAUUAUUCUACACAAGUACACCGAGUUGUGUUGCUUAGAAUCCUUAUAGAUUAUUACCAUCUACACUAAAAAUGUACUUGCACAAUGUAGUUAUAUAAAAAAAAGAGUAUGUAUUUCUUCAAUAGCCGGGUAUUUGGAUUGUAUUCUUGAUAUAUUUGAAUGUGACUCUUGGAUUUAAGUGCACUAUUAUUCAUGUCUUACACAAUAAAAUUGCACUGUAUGGCAAA
Molecule: messenger RNA, 7393 nt
Organism: Mirounga angustirostris (Northern elephant seal)
Lineage: Eukaryota; Metazoa; Chordata; Mammalia; Carnivora; Phocidae
Gene: MTMR9
Product: myotubularin related protein 9
Exons: 11
Coding region: 1030-2679 (549 amino acids)
Biological process (GO): negative regulation of autophagy; phosphatidylinositol dephosphorylation
Cellular component (GO): cytoplasm; membrane
Molecular function (GO): phosphatidylinositol-3-phosphate phosphatase activity
Source: RefSeq, a predicted model, not a curated record